Messenger RNA from Didymodactylos carnosus, 321 nucleotides. NCBI's taxonomy places the organism in Eukaryota, Metazoa, Rotifera, Eurotatoria, Philodinida, Philodinidae. The record is from the annotation of a GenBank genome assembly.
AUGAAAUCAAUUACAAUUGCUGCAGUUUUAAUUGCUUGUUUUAUGGUCGUCAAUUGUAAUUUUUUAAGUCGAAAAUGUAAAUGUAAAGCUGUUUCAAACACCGUUCAUUUUCCAUUUCACGAAUGGGAUCAAUCAUCGUGUAAAUUUUGCUCAUGUAGUGACCCCGCAAUGGUUAAUUGUCAAGCUGCCUGCAAACGUAUUGUUGAAGAUUAUAGUAAAUCGGGAUGUGGUAAAGUAAUAAAAGGAUCAAAAAUCAAACAUAAAUGGGACGCUGGCAACUGUGGUGAGGGAAUUUCAACCGAAGAAUAUACAUGUGCAUAA